This is a messenger RNA of Ostreococcus lucimarinus CCE9901, 3009 nucleotides long. RefSeq lists its product with no specific name. The transcript has a single exon. The record is from RefSeq and is a predicted model, not a curated record. Bases 1 to 3009 code for a protein of 1002 amino acids. Gene Ontology annotation, cellular component: nucleus; chromatin; transcription regulator complex. Gene Ontology annotation, biological process: regulation of transcription by RNA polymerase II; cell differentiation; negative regulation of G1/S transition of mitotic cell cycle. NCBI's taxonomy places the organism in Eukaryota, Viridiplantae, Chlorophyta, Mamiellophyceae, Mamiellales, Bathycoccaceae. Gene Ontology annotation, molecular function: RNA polymerase II transcription regulatory region sequence-specific DNA binding.
AUGUCGACGAUCGAUCCGACGGCGCGCCUGGACGCGCGCGGGACGCACGCGAGAGCGGAUGAGGUGCGAGCGCUGGCGAAGGAUUUGACCGAGACGGCGACGCGGACGCGAGGGGCGAGCGCGGACGCGGACGCGGACGCGGUGAAUCGCGCGGCGAGGGCGUGCGGGACGUUCGCGGCGCUGGGAUUGGUGGACGCCGAGGACGUCGUGAGGGACGGGAAGAGAGGCGGGGCGGUGGACGCGGCGGCGCGCGGCGCGGGGGACGUGACGGCGAUACUGGAGGAGCACGAGACGACGUUGGUGGCGGUGUUGGACGCGUUGCCCGAGUUUUUAAACGCGGCGGCGCGCGCGCUCGCGAUGCGAUUGCGCAGUCACGCGCCCGCGGGAUCGUCGACGGUGGCGGAGGUGGAGCGUGUGUUGAAGAUUCGCGAAUUGCGCAGCGCGUUUGCGUUUAACAAGGUGAUUGCGAAGAAGUUUCACGAGUUUAUGCGCGUGCAUUUCGACGCCGACUCCCCCGCGGGCGUGGCGGUGGCCAAGCUCGGGUGGGCGCUUUACGUGUGCGCCAAGUGCGAGUCUUUACCGACGUUUCCAGAUUUGUACUCGUGCUACCACUUGCUCGUCGCCGUGGAGGCGUUUUUGUUAAUCAACGCCCCGCGAGAGUCGUUGAGAACGUCGCUGAAGAAUAUGGUGAGCAUGACGGCCAAGGACGAGACGACGAAGCUUCCAGAUCCGCUUGCCAGUCUCAGUUUGGCGUCGAAAGCCAAGAAGGAUACCGUGCGCGCGAUGUCAGACGCCGUGCUCAAGGUGGUGAAAGCGUCGUUCCCGGAGGCUACGAUGGAUGCGUCGAAACACUUUGACGACGUCGCGCCGAGCGACAUGUGCGCACAAGGCGUCUUCGACGGCGAACGGGACGUGUCUGCAUCCGUCGUCGAGCGUUACUCUCGCGUCGCGUCGGAAACGUUUGGCCGUCUCGCCGUUGACGAGACGUUGUACUUGUACACGGAGAUGACGAGCGCAGAGUCGCGAGGAAGGAAAAUCAUCGGCGAUCUCGCCGAUUGCAAGACGACAACGACGUACGGAUCGAUGGCCACGCCCGCUCGUCGCAAGCGCGUGGCGCCUUUCUCGCCAAUCAGACCGAAGAAAAUUCCCAUACACGGCGUCCCGCCGAGUCCGAUGCACUCGUUGCGCGGGAUCAUGGCGAGCGGCGUUGGCGGCGUCGCCGCGACGCCGAUUAGUCAAGCCAUGGCGAGCGCAUCGUGGUUACAAGACGUCGUGUGUGGCAGCUCAGAUCUCGAGACGAAAACUGCAGAGUUACAACGCUUCGUUCCGGACAAUCCCGAAAUCGUGCAAGCGUUGAAGAAAAAAGUCACAAACUUUGGGCAAAGAAUAGGACAAGCGAUCCGCGAGGACGCGCUGGUGACGACUAUGCGCACGGACAUCAGUCCGCACAGCACGGUGAUGGAUGAGUUAGUCAAACAGCGAACAUCCGAGGUGUCGCACGUCUUCUUUUACUUUUUGAAUCGCAUUUUGAAGGACGAACUCGAGCGAAUCGCCGGGGACAAGAAGGAUGUCAACUUUACCACCUUGCUCGCGAGCGACCGCUUCACAAAGUCGUUGGUGACGUGCUGCAUGGAAGUCGUCGUUUCCACGUACAAGACGUCCACGUUGGCGUUUCCGGCGACGACACACUUGAUGGGAAUUCACCCGUUCGAUUUAGCGACCAUCAUCGAACCCUUUGUGCGCGCAGACAUGAGCAUGCCGCGCGAGAUUCAGCGACACUUCAACUCGCUCGAGGAAAAGACGCUCGAGCGCCUGGCGUGGUGCAAGGGAUCGACGUUGUUUGAGUUUUUGAAAACGUUUCACGAGAGCGCGCGUGGCAGUGGUGGAGCGUCGACGGCAUUGCCGGGACGAACGGCGCCUAGGUCACCGCAAGCGCCCAAACGCGUGAGCACACCCGUCUUGAACGUGGCGUCUGUGGCGGAGGUCGCGGCGAUUGGCGGCACCGAGCGCGAAGGCUCGUCGGGCGAUGACGCAGACCUCGUCAUGGCGCAGUGUCAAUCGCCAGUGCGACGCGCACCGACGAGCGCGUUUUCAGCGUUUUCGUCUCCUUUGCGUGGUGCGACGACGCCGCGUCGGCGGGUGUCUCGAGGCGAACCGUUGCCCGUGCGUUUCGCCGCCGUUCGAAAUCACACCGUCGAACAGCCGAGUGGGUGCGACGUGUGUGCGUUCAAGGCGCUCCGAAUGUUCUUUGCCAAGGUUAUGCAUCUUGCGGCGAGACGUUUAGGGGACUUGGCGUCGAGAUUAAACUUGUCAACGGACGUCACGCGCGACAUUUACGCAUUGAUUGAACACGUCGUGUACGAACAGACUAAUCUCGUGUACAACAGGCACAUCGAUCAAAUCAUCUUGGUCUCGGUCUACGGUGUGUGCAAGGCGAGCGCUGGGAUUUCCUCGAACUCGCUGCAGUUCAAGGAUAUCAUAUACCAAUACUCCAAGCAGCCGCAAUCGAGCGAAGAGAUAUUCUGGGCCGUGGUGUUGGAGCAAAACGACCCCGAGCUCGAAGUCGUCAAUCGGGGCGACAUCAUUUCCUUUUACAACAAGGUCUUCGUCGGGCGGGUUAAGGAGUUUUUGUUGACGCUCCGCGAGCGCCCUGCGCGAGAUACGACCAAUCUAGAUACCGAUGGUGGCGAGCAAGGAAAUACCGUGAGCGUAGACGACGCGCUUCCGUUUGGGUUGUCGUCGCCUCGGCGGCGUUUACCCAUCGACAACCAAAACAUUUACGUGUCGCCAAUGCGUCCCGAACGCGUUGCCAGCAUGCUCCACGAAGGCGCACCGCCAACGCCACGCACGCGAAGCCUGUUUGCCACUAUCGGUGAGAGCGUGUACGCAUAUACAUCACCGUCAAGUGACUUUGAAGCAAUCAAUCGCAAGCUACUGAUGGACAAGCCGAAACCGCCGAAGGGACGCUUCGCCCCGAACGUCCCGAAAUUCGGUGAACACGAUCGUUGA